Molecule: messenger RNA, 779 nt
Organism: Manis pentadactyla (Chinese pangolin)
Lineage: Eukaryota; Metazoa; Chordata; Mammalia; Pholidota; Manidae
Gene: FAAP20
Product: FA core complex associated protein 20
Exons: 4
Coding region: 40-585 (181 amino acids)
Biological process (GO): DNA damage response
Molecular function (GO): K63-linked polyubiquitin modification-dependent protein binding; ubiquitin binding
Source: RefSeq, a predicted model, not a curated record
CGGGCGCUCACUUCCGCCGGACGUGAGGCCCCGGGGCGGAUGGCGGAGACGCGGAGGCCGCGGCUGAGGCUGAGCCGCCGGAGGCCGCCGCCGGGGGGCGGCAGCCGUUCCGAGACCCUCCUCGGGGGCGGCGGCGAGUCCGCGGGGCCGUGGGCGGAGCUGCUGCGCGCAGCGCGCGCGGAUCUGAAUCCAGACGGGGAGCUGCCUCCGCUGCCCGCGUUCCUCCGCCAGGAGUCCGGCCAGCGCCCGGAGCCUGCCGCGCCCCCCGAGGCCUUCACCGUCGGGCUCGAGACCUUCUCCUGGACGCCCUUCCCGCCGGCGCCGAGGGGAGGCGGGGGCCUUGGCCACUCUCGUCACGUGCUCCGUGGGGCCGGGGGACUUCCGGGGUCCCCCGCCCGGUCCCCGCGGCAGUGCCUUGCCCCCAAGCUCCCCAGCACCCAGGAGCAGCGGUUGGUGGAUGGGGCUCAGAUCCUGCGGAGCUGCCCCAUGUGCCAGGCUGACUUCGCCCCCGGGCUGGCGCAGCUGGACAUCGACAGCCACCUAGCACAAUGCUUGGAGGAAAGCACAGAGGAUGUGGUGUGGUGACCCAGCCGGUGCAGAGGCCCAGCAACGCCCCGCAGCCCCCACCCCGGCCAGAACCACCUGCACUCGGGGCUGCCUAUGAAAACGUAUCGGCUGACCUGCCGCAUCAUGUCUCUGUGCUGAGACCCAAAUAUUUGGUUCUUUCUCCUCUAGGCAGAGCGUUGCCCUGUGGUCAGGGCACCAACAGUGCCCGGCAG